Drosophila ananassae is the source of this 3210-nucleotide messenger RNA. It is a transcript of the gene dpr4, whose product is annotated as limbic system-associated membrane protein. The record is from RefSeq and is a predicted model, not a curated record. The transcript has 6 exons. Gene Ontology annotation, biological process: synapse organization. Gene Ontology annotation, cellular component: neuron projection membrane. Bases 1158 to 2177 code for a protein of 339 amino acids. Lineage: Eukaryota; Metazoa; Arthropoda; Insecta; Diptera; Drosophilidae.
CAGCCAGCGAGUCCUGCCGCAAGGAUGCCCGUUAACGCUGCCCCGCCGCCGGAUAUAACACUAGACACUAGAGCAGGGAAAGUGCCACUACACGUCGUGCCGUCGUACUCGUCUCGCAUUGUGCCACAUUUAAAAAUGAAAACAGACGAACAGUGAAGUGGAAGUGGAGAAGUGGUAGUGGCAGUCCCGAGAAGUGAAGACGCGCCACAAGCCGUUUAAUAACUAAAUCCCACGGAGCCAUCGUUGGUCACGUUCCUCAUCCGAGACAGGAUACACAAAAUGAGACUGACUGCGCGUGUAUUUUCUGUGACUGUGUGUGUGCUCCAGUGAACAGUGUGUGUGUGUGUAUGUGUGUACCUAUAGGGCUGCCUCUGGCUGCCACCUAAUGUGGCAACAGCCUGACACACACAUCGGCGAAUAUAAUAACACAAAGCCCUCGUCCUCAUCGUCUGUGGCCCUGCUGUCAUCGUGUGCGUGACGUGUCCGUGUGUCCUCAUCCGUCUCUGUGUCCGUGCCCGUGUCCGUGUCCGCAUCCGUGUCCGUUAAACGGAAAUAUUUUCGAAAUCCGCGUUAUUAACCCGCGUGAACACAGAAGCAUACAAAAGCCAGACCGAAACCAAAAUAAACCUAGGAACGGCUUGCACAAAGGAAGCCAAGCCCGAGACAUUGUCAACUGGAUUGAUUGGUGGAUUGUGGAAUUGUGUGUGGCCUUUAGCCAUUGUCGAAUGUCCUGGCGGACGGACUGCCUGACUGCCUGACUGACUGACUGAAAGGCUGACUGAAUUCCAUUGAACUGUUGAAUGAGCAAGCAAUGCGAGCCCAACCGCCUAAUUACGGCGCAUUGCGCAAUCGAAUGUCAAAGUCAGGACGUGUAGCCUAAAAAGGCAACCUCAAGGAUUUAUUCUCGCUAACAAGCAUAGGAGCAAGUAAGCGCAGCGGGUGCCGAGAGCAAGGAUAUCUGUGGGGCGAAGGAGGGAAGGACGAUGGCAGGAGGCUUGUGUCAUUUGGAAGUCAACGACGAGACCCAUUAUUAAACCUUAAACCGUGAACGGAGCAAACACAACGAUACGACCCGCAGACGACCCGGAGCGGCGUGGAGCCACAGGAUACGAACACAUCAGCAGUUGCUCCGAGUCCGAGUUCCGAGACCAUAAAACAUGUGGACAGCGGCCUGCCCGAGAGCUCUGAAAGCGAUUUGCCUGGUGCCGCUUGGGCUGCUCCUGCUCCUUGAUUGCGGCCUGGUCAGCGGCGAGGUGCCGCCGCAUUACUGGGAGACCCCCUACUCGCAGCCGUACUUCGACAACUCCUCCCGCCGCGAGGUCACAGCCACCGUGGGCCAGGCGGCCCUGCUGCACUGCCGGGUCCGGAAUCUGGGCGAUCGAGCGGUGUCCUGGAUCCGGAAGAGGGACCUGCACAUCCUUACAGUGGGCAUACUCACCUACACGAACGACCAGCGCUUCCAGUCCCUGCACUCCGAGGGAUCCGACGAGUGGACCCUCCGCAUCUCGUCCCCCCAGCCGAGGGACUCGGGCACCUACGAGUGUCAGGUGUCCACCGAGCCAAAGAUCAGCCAGGGCUUUCGCCUCAACGUCGUGGUGUCCCGGGCCAAGAUCCUGGGCAACGCGGAGCUCUUCAUCAAGAGCGGCAGCGACAUCAAUCUCACCUGCCUGGCGGUGCAGUCGCCGGUGCCCCCGUCGUUCAUCUACUGGUACAAGGGCAAGCGGGUAAUGAAUUACUCGCAGCGCGGUGGCAUCAACGUCAUCACGGAGCGCUCCACUCGCACCAGCAAGCUGCUCAUCGCCAAGGCGACGCCGUCGGACUCAGGCAACUACACCUGUUCCCCCAGCAGCUCAGACUCCGCCUCGGUGGUGGUGCACGUCAUCAACGGUGAGCAUCCGGCCGCCAUGCAGCACGGCAACAGCAGCGCCAGCUGCCCCCGAUGCCUCCUGCCUGCCACGUCCGUGCCUUUCGCCAGUGCCACCGCGUUGCAGAUUGCCCUGACGGUGGCGGCUGUUGCCUGGAAUUUUAAUUGGAACGGGGACCGCUUGGACUGGAGCUGCGGCUGGAACUGCGACUGGAACUGGAGCUGGAGUCGGAGAUGGAGCUCUGUGCGGCGCUGCCUGGACCGAAACUGGAACACGGCCGGGGGCCUGCUGCACGUCUGGGGCUGGAGCUGAUGCAACAGUGGGUGCCACCAACGCUGAACGCUGAAGAUAAACGCCGAGCGACAGUUCCGGCCUAGUUGGGGCUGUUCCGCUCCACCCCCGCCUCCAGGAUGCAUUUAAUGCCAAAAGGGAGUCGCGUGGGCAGGCGAGAAGAGAAGCGGCCACUGAAACGGAGAGCGUCUUACGAACUAGUGUACAUAUACGGUGUGUCCUUUAAAGAGUAUUAUAUAAGAGGCAGUAUUAAAAGCAAACUUUUAGUCACGAUCCGCAAAACGAAAACAGCAAAAAUGAAAAAUGAAAAAAAAAUGAAAAUCAGUCAACAGAAAGAGUCCAGGCCAGCACUAUUCAUCCGCAGGAGUUGCAGGGAUCGUCCUGACCCUGUCAGCAGCUGCCUUCCCCACUUAGUUUUGUUGUCAUUGUAUUCGAAUUGAUUCGGUAUGGAAUUCAUUUCAUUUUCCACGGGGAUAUAAUCACCAUUUUCAGGCCAAAAGCCACAAUGUAUGGUUUACUGACUCAUUUCGGGUUAACAGAAGCAGAAAUGUCCGAUUGUAUAUAAAUCUAAACACAUAUAUUAGGCCUUCAACUGUUUAUUUAUUUAGUUUGUAUCGAAGUGGACAUCGUCAUCAUCCCAUAGACCCCAGCACGACAGGAUGGGACGGCGGGAGCUACAUAAUUAUAUUUAUAGAUAUAUAUGGAUGGUUAUUCAGUGUAUAGGGGUAAGUUUUUAUCUGGUUGUCAGCCGCAAAAUUGUUCUACGUAGUCCAUCAUCUAGUUACUGUGUAAAAUAUUCAUACUUGAUAAUUGUACAUUUAGAGCUCGGUUUUAAGCGGUCUUGAUAAGACUUUUAAGCAGUAAGAGCUCGACAGGGUUCUGAACUGAAGAAUAACGAGAAGAAAAUAGUAAAUGAAAUUACAGAAAUUAUUAAACUAAAACCAAAAAGAUACAGCUAACCUAAGCAGAGUCAAAAUAUGUUUUUCUGUUUAAGCAAAACUAAACGAACAAUGUUUCUCCAUAAUAAAUGAAAAUAUGGUUAUGGUUAAAAAAU